GAACCCUGAAAUAACAGAAGAAUAUUUCAGUUAUUUCAAAGUAAGGAUUACAAACUAAAACAUUUGUGUAAAAUGUAACAUAAACAACCUAUUUAAUUCAAUCAUUCUUUAAAACAUGCCUAAGCAAUUUGCACUUUGUAAAAAUUACUUUUUUAUCAUAAACUUUGCCUUGUUGCCCAGGGAAUCAUUUUCAAACUAUAGCAUUUGCCAUUGCAUGCAUCAUCAUCACAUUCAAACCAUAGCAUUCAUCACAUGACAUGAAAUGCAUUUUAAACAAAAAAACAAUCUGUGCUGGUUGAGCUGGUUGAGUGAAAGAACUAUUCUAAAUCUGUGUGACCCUGUUACCAUGACAGGAAGUAAUUUUUAGAUUAAAAGCCUGUUGAUGAACUAGCUACACUUGUUCAGUAAAUUACUGUUAUGAAUUUGCCUUGGGAUCAAAAUUAUAUCAAAUCAUAAAAUGGAUGAAGCCUUGUAUAGAAGUAUAUAUGCUGAAGGGUCAUUCCAUGUCAAAGGGGGACACCAAUGACACCCAUGGACACAGAUUUUUUUCAUUUUUGGUAGGAACAAACAACACCAUGAGAUAGACCACAUUUGAAAAUUUCAGUCUAAUAUCUCAUUUGGUUUGUGAAAUAUAGGAAUUUGAAAUUCGGUAUUUUUUGGCUUUAGUUUCUUGAAUCCGCCAUUUUGAUUUUUUCCAUAACUAUAACAUUUCUUAAAGUUCACGACAGACCAUGAUUUUGCAUACAAAAAUACCAUACCUGGUCAAUUAAACACCACUGAAUCCAAAAAUGGCCUUAAAACUAAACUAAGUCUGAAGAAACUCAUUCUAUUUAUAGAAACAGAAUGGAAGAAAGUUGCCAUGGCAACAAGUGUUCCAUUUUCUGGCUCAAAAUUAAUCAUGUUGGCGAAAUAUUUCAAAGUUGAAUUUUUAUAUGUUUAUUAUAUACAUAAAUGUCUAACAUAUAGCAGAAAAUCAGCAAUGUUAUUUUUGUUGUUCUCAAAUUAAUGGCAUUUUAAUUAUUCUAAGUUUUACCUGUUCGGAAAAGGGUACAUUUCAGAAACAAAACCAGUAACAAUAUUCUGGUUGAGCAAUCUUCACUUAUCUAUGCAAUAAUGGGAUUAAAUGACUUCCAGAAAUUACUUUGAAAAUAAUUUCAAGCCAAAUUCAAAACAUCUAAACAUUCACAAAUGUACAUAUUUUAUUUAGGGUGUAUGUUAGGGUUAAUUAGGGUGGACCCGGAAUACAAUGUUCUGAUAGUUAAAGAUGAUAUCUUUGGACUAUAGUACCAAACAGAAUUUGUAGAAUCAAUUACAGCCUGAAAUCUAUGACCAAUAGGUUAAUAGAAACUUAAAUACACUCUGUGAUAUUCUUUUUAUGUGAUUGAAAAUCAUGCCGUGUUGUUUUGUUGCAAAAUCAUAACGAAAUCAUUGCAAAUCACAAAGAAACACAUUCAAGUGAAUGCCCAAUUAAGGAAAUUGGCACUGUUUUAGAGGAAUUAAACUUUUUCUGCAAUCAUAGUCAAUUGCCUAUGGUGUAAUAGGAAGAAAAACUAUUCAAGAUUUCCUUGUUUAUCUUUCCAAUUGCUUGAAGAAUUUUCUAAUUUCCUGUCCCACCCAUGCAAAGUUAUUUUGAAUAAAUCAAUUUGACACCAGAAAGUAGCAUAUUGAAUGGCGUUUAGUUAACACCUCUUGAUAAGUAGUUGUUUAAGUUCACACAUUUGCUAAUCUGAUUAUCAACAGCUGAUUGUAAGUAUAAUAUUUUGAUUGAAAUUCUUUUAUCGGCUUUUCCCAUUGAUCUGAAUAGAAACAGAAAUAUAGCUAAUGACAUCAUGAGUCCUUUGAGAUAAAAACACACUCGGGUGCUUCAGUUUGUCAAACACCUCUGCCUGGCGUUAACUGCUAUUGCAUGAAAUUUCAAGAUGUCUUUUGGGGAAAAUUACUGCUCUGUCAGAGAAAAACAAGGUGAUGAUUGUCAUAAACUGACUUAUUGUAGAAGCACUGGUAUCAAAAGAUUGGAUACAAUAAAUAUUGAAGAGAGAGAACUUAUUUUAUGGAGGUCUGGAUUGUCCAUUUUAAACAUUGAUGCAGAUAUUUGUUUUCACCAUGAGCAUAUCCUGCUGAAAAGGUUUCCUAUCCAACAAACUAUCUGCUGUGAUCCUUUCAGAUCGCACAGAAAAGGAGUUAAAGGUGGCUUGAGAGAAGUAAAGAUUUCUUUGGCAAAGGAACUUGCAAAACAAGGCUGUGCAACAAUUCCGGGCCAAAAAAUUUGCCCUCCAUGUUACAUACGGUCGAAAGAAUCAGCAGAACAGUCUGCUCUGGGGAAGAAUAUAGAAGACAAUGAGGGCUGCUUAUCUGUAAUGUUAGAUGAAGAGUUGUCAUAUAGCGCUGAUAAAGAUGCUUUAAAUGCUACUUUAAACGAGUUGGAUGUAUCACCAUUAAAAUUGCAUGCUGUAGCACAACACUCCAAAGCUAGUCAUGGCAAGAGGAAGCUUAAGCAAGCUAAUGAAGCAUUGUCAAAAAAAUUUGCCUCUGUACUAGAAAUGGAAUCAGAGCAACUCGUGCCUAGAUUUGAGAAUCCAUUGCGAACCGAUCUCAUCGAAAAAGCAAGGGAUCUUGAUAAAUUGGUAGAUCAAAUGAAAAUGAAGCUGACAGCUGCAAAUAGGCGUGAAAGGAUUCAAAUUUUAACAUUGAUACCAGAAUCGUGGUCUGUAAGAAAAGCAGCAGCAGAGUUUAAUGUCUCAAAAAAAACUGUUCUCAAGGCUAAAAAAUUAAAAGAAGAAAUGGGGAUAAUUGCGAUGCCAAAUAGAAUAGAGGGAAAAAAGAUAGCGCAAGAAAUGAUGGAUUCUGUCAUCAAAGUUUACUGUGAUGAUGAAUUUUCUCGCACACUUCCUGGCAAAAAGGAUUUCGUAAGUGUAUCAAAGAAUCAGCACAUGCCAAAGCGUCUAAUUCUUUGUAACCUAAAGGAACUUUAUGCUGCCUACAAAGCAAACAACACCACAUCCAAAAAAGUCAGCUUUUCAAAAUUUGCAAGUCUGAGACCCAAAUGGUGUAUUUCUGUUGGCGCAAAGGGAACCCAUUCGGUUUGUGUGUGUACAAUACAUCAAAACACUAAAUUGAUGCUCGAUGCUGCAAAUUUGGAUAGCCAUUAUAAAGAACUUGUGGACAUGAUAGUUUGUGAUGCACAUUCAAAGGAAUGUAUGGUACAUCGAUGUAGGAAAUGCCCUGGUAUUGAAAGUCUUCAUUUUUAUUUAACUGGCAUAUUCACUGGAAACAAAGAGCAGAAUGAAAGUGAAAAUGAUGAUGACUCAGACGAUGAUGAAGAGCUUAAAGAAAUGAUCACUUACAAGCAAUGGACAACUACUGACCGAUCAGAACUGAUAUCACAAACUGCUACCUUGGAAGAGUUUAUAGAUGAAAUGUGUGACAAGCUAGAUAGAUUGACUGUACACUCGUACAUUGCAAAGUCUCAAGCAAUCUACUUAAAAGGACUUAAAAGUGCUAUUGGCAAGGAAGAAGUUAUCGUUCUUGGCGACUUCGCAGAAAAUUACAAGUUCCUAAUACAAGACGAGAUCCAAAGCUACCAUUGGAACCAGAGACAGUGUACGUUGCAUCCAAUCGUCAUAUACUAUAAAUGUAACGAAUCAGCUGAGGUAUCAUCGAAAUCACUCUGCAUUAUUUCUGAUGAUUUGGAACAUGAUGUCAAUAUGGUCUAUGCAGUAAUCACAGAGACCAUCAACUGCAUAAAGGAAACAAUUUCGAGUGACAUCAAACUAGUUCAUUAUUUCACUGAUGGUUGUACAGCUCAGUACAAGAAUUGCAAAAAUUUUUGGAAUCUGUGUCACCAUCAGCAAGAUUUUGGGAUGCAAGGCCAAUGGAACUUUUUUGCAACAAGCCAUGGCAAAUCACCAUGCGAUGGUAUUGGUGGAACAGUUAAACGGCUAACUGCCAGAGCAAGCCUACAACGUCCAUCUCAAGAACAAAUUUUGACUGCUGAUGAUAUGUUUGCUUUCUGCCAACAGGAAAUCAAAGGGAUAGAUUUCAAGCUUAUCAGGAAAGACGAUGUCAAUGAAAUGCGAGAAAAAUUGAAAAGUAGGCUGGAAUUGGCCAAGACAAUUCCUGGAACGAGGUCCUACCACCAAUUUAUCCCAAUAACAAACCGUAAGAUUGGAGCAAAAAGAAUUUCAGAAGACAGAGAAUUUGUUCUAGAAUAUAAUUUUAUAGAUGAUGAUGAGCCAAAUGUUCCAUGCUUGGAAAUAUGCCCAAAUAAUUUUGUUGUGUGUAAAUAUGAUGGUUUUGAAUGGCUAGGAAUUGCUUUGGAGCUGGACAAAGAAAAUGGUGACAUUCAUAUUAAGUUUAUGCACCCGCAUUUUCCUACUGCUUCGUUUUCAUGGCCAGUGAAAGACGAUGUUUGUUGGGUACCGAAUCAGAAUGUCUUGGCGAUUGUAGAAGCACCUGCACCAACAACAGUCACUGGAAGGCAAUAUUCUCUGAAUCCUGAUGACAUUGCAAAAAUCAACGAAAGAACAAAAUAUAACAGUUCUUAAUCUUUAAUACCUUACUUGCAAACUGCAGAUUGAAAUCUUAAAAAUUAAAACGCUCUCUGAAUUUCUUGGUGAAAAUCCCACAAUUAUGAAUGUUUAGAUGAUUUGAAUUUGGCUUGAAAUUGUUUUCAAAGUAAUUUCUGGAAGUCAUUUAAUCCCAUUAUUGCAUAGAUAAGUGAAGAUUGCUCAACCAGAAUAUUGUUACUGGUUUUGAUUCUGAAAUGUACCCUUUUCCGAACAGGUAAAACUUAGGAUAAUUAAAAUGCCAUUAAUUUGAGAACAACAAAAAUAACAUUGCUGAUUUUCUGCUAUAUGUUAGACAUUUAUGUAUAUAAUAAACAUAUAAAAAUUCAACUUUGAAAUAUUUCGCCAACAUGAUUAAUUUUGAGCCAAAAAAUGGAACACUUGUUGCCAUGGCAACUUUCUUCCAUUCUGUUUCUAUAAAUAGAAUGAGUUUCUUCAGUCUUAGUUUAGUUUUAAGGCCAUUUUUGGAUUCAGUGGUGUUUAAUUGACCAGGUAUGGUAUUUUUGUAUGCAAAAUCAUGGUCUGUCGUGAACUUUAAGAAAUGUUAUAGUUAUGGAAAAAAUCAAAAUGGCGGAUUCAAGAAACUAAAGCCAAAAAAUACCGAAUUUCAAAUUCCUAUAUUUCACAAACCAAAUGAGAUAUUAGACUGAAAUUUUCAAAUGUGGUCUAUCUCAUGGUGUUGUUUGUUCCUACCAAAAAUGAAAAAAAUCUGUGACCAUGGGUGUCAACUUUGAAAAUUUUGUCCCCCUUUGACAUGGAAUGACCCUGAAGGCUUUGUUGUGCAAAAUGUGUAAGCCUUCAUCAUAAAAAUACCUUCUU
Messenger RNA from Rhopilema esculentum, 5384 nucleotides. The record is from RefSeq and is a predicted model, not a curated record. Lineage: Eukaryota; Metazoa; Cnidaria; Scyphozoa; Rhizostomeae; Rhizostomatidae.